Messenger RNA from Canariomyces notabilis, 3658 nucleotides. Its product is annotated as OPT-domain-containing protein. Gene Ontology annotation, biological process: transmembrane transport. The coding region runs from base 332 to 3370 and encodes 1012 amino acids. The record is from RefSeq and is a predicted model, not a curated record. The transcript has 2 exons. Gene Ontology annotation, cellular component: plasma membrane. Lineage: Eukaryota; Fungi; Ascomycota; Sordariomycetes; Sordariales; Chaetomiaceae. Gene Ontology annotation, molecular function: oligopeptide transmembrane transporter activity.
GUGAAAAUUCAACCUCCUGUUCCUGCCGCUAUCUACGUAUUGUCAUAUAAUCAACGCCUGGCUCAGCGGUCAACCCAAGGUCGCAUGCCGAGUCCUACAAUCGGAAUGAUAGCUGAAUUAUACGGGAUGUAGUGUAGGCGAAUCGAUUGGUCAUCGGUAUCCGUAUCUCACUCCACUACGGUCUCCUCGCAAGUCCCAACCCCGUUCGCCUCGGAUCUUGCGUGCGAUUAUUAUCUUUCCAGCCCCGCAGUUGCUGUUGCAGACCCGCACAAGUUCCUGACUCUCCUGAUGCGCAUCUUACUGGGGGAGGUAGUCAUAAGGAAUACCGUAUAUGCCUUCCAGUGGAAGAAGCGGUUCCCUAGACAAUCCGGCUGAGCUUGACCGUCAGUCGUUCCCACUACAAUCCCUGAAGCCCAGUCCCGCAACUGGGAAGGGCCCUACGUCACCGCGUGUGUCAGGGGUUUCUGCGAGGCCCCCCCAAACCCACGGCAACAAGACAUUGCCGGACGAGCCUAGACAGGCCGGCACCCAUGGCAGCGGAUCCGAGCCAAGAGUGGCCACGGCGGACGAGAGCGCCAGCGACGGUCCCAUCGACUCCGCAUCCGAGCCCAUGACCAAGCAUUCAGCCUCAUUCCACCGCGGAGCGGCGUCUAGCAGCCCCGGUUACGAUUCGAUCACCCCGCGGCAGUCCGAUGACAACGAGGAGGAGGGCACAACCCCGCUAGUCCGGCCUCGGGAAACUUCCGACUCAAGCGGACCCUCGGGCUUCGCUGUGAGACGCCGGCGCGAUGGAUCUCAGCCGAGCUCGCCGUCCUUCAGACAAUCAGCCCGCCGGUCCAAGGAGCUGGGCAGCUCCACCACCAUCAGUGGACUAGAGAGUCGGUUUGGGGCCACUGAAACGGCGCUGCUAGACGACUUCGGUGACAUCCCAGGUCAGGCCGAGGAUGGAGACGAUGAUGACGCAAGAUCGAUCGUCUUGGACUCGGAUAUUGACGAUGACGACCCGCCGGACAAUUCCCCCUACCCUCAGGUCCGAGCCUCGGUCUCGCCGACCGAUGAUACCAGCCUGUCCAUAAACACACCCAGGAUGUGGACCUUGUCCAUACUCUUUUCGGUGCUCGGCUCCUCGACGAACCUGUUUUUCUCCCUGAGAUACCCGAGCGUCGCAAUCACGCCUGUCAUAGCAUUGUUGAUGGUGCACCCCCUUGGUCUUCUGUGGGACUACUUGUUGAAACGGCCGGACGAUCCGUCGGAAGAGUUUGUCGACGGGGUCCGGAGCGACACGCCCUCGCCUGGCCACACGUCGUCCGUCAUUUCCUGGGAUCGCAGGAGCACGUUACACCGGGUGCGGCUGUGGCUUGCCCAGGGCCGCUGGAACGAGAAGGAGCAUAGCUGCGUUUACGUCAGCAGCAAUGUGUCGUUUGGGUUCGCCUUUGCGACCGAUGUCAUCGUCGAGCAAACGCAGUUCUACAAGCAGGACGCCAGCAUCGUAUACCAGCUCCUGCUUACGUUGUCGACCCAGAUUCUGGGCUACACCUUCGCGGGGCUCACCCGCCGCUUUUUGGUGCGGCCGAGCGGCAUGAUUUGGCCUGGCACCCUCAUGUCGGCGGCCAUGUUCACGACGCUGCACAAGGAGGAGAACAAGAAGGCCAACGGCUGGCGGAUUAGCAGGUGGAACUUUUUCUACGCCGUCUGGCUGGGUGCCUUCCUCUUCUAUUUCCUGCCUGGCCUGCUGAUGCCGGCGCUGAGCUACUUCAACGUUGUCACUUGGUUUGCACCUGACAAUGUUGUCAUUGCUAAUCUGUUCGGCGUCGUCUCCGGGCUGGGGUUGUUUCCCAUGACGUUCGAUUGGGCGCAGGUCGCCUACAUUGGGUCGCCGCUGCUCACGCCCUUCUGGGCUGCCAUGAAUGUGGUUGGCGGUCUUGUCGUGGUUAUGUGGAUCAUCGCCCCUAUCGCGUACUACAGCAACUGGCUGUACUCGUCGUACAUGCCCAUUCUCUCGGCGGCAGUUUUUGACAACACCGGCAACGUGUACAAUGUCACUAGAGUGCUGACCAAGGACUUCUUAUUUGACCGAGAGGCCUACUUUAAGUACAGCCGGGUAUUCCUGCCGGUCACAUACGUUCUCAGCUACGGGGUGCAGUUUGCCGGGCUGGCGGCCCUCAUCACACACACCAUCUGCUGGCAUGGGAAGGACAUAUGGACGCAGUGGAAGCGGUCGCUAGACGAGACGGUUGGGGAGCCAAAGGGCGAUUACCAGCCAGUAUCUGGGCUCAAUGACAGGCCAUCAUCGUCAUCAAAUGGCCGGGUCCGGCCGGGGGUAAGGCGGUCGCUGAGCGUCGAUAACCUCAUGAGCCGAGAAGACGUCCACAACCGUCUGAUGCGGAGAUAUGAGGAUGCACCCAUUCUGUGGUACCUGCUGACAUUUGUGUCCAUGACCGCCAUUGGCAUUUUUACCGUCGAAUAUUACCCGAUCCAUCUCCCCUGGUACGGCCUCCUCCUGGCGCUGGCCAUCUGCGGCGUCCUCUUCAUCCCAAUCGGCAUCAUCAUGGCCGUCACCAACCAGCAUAGCUCCAUCUAUCUCAUCUGCCAGCUCCUCGCUGGCAUCAUCUUCCCGGGCAGGCCCGUCGCCAACAUGGUGUUCGUCACAUACGGCUACAUCUCGUCGGCGCAGGGCAUCAAGUUCGCCGCGGACCUCAAGCUGGGCCACUACAUGAAAAUCCCGCCCCGCAUUCUCUUCAUGGUUCAGAUUGUUGCCACCGUGGUCUCCUCCGUCACGCAAAUCACCGUGCUCAACUGGAUGUUUGCCAGCAUCCCCGGCCUGUGCACUCCGCAGGCCCUCAACGGAUUCACAUGUCCUAUCUCUCGUGUGCAUUUCAAUGGCUCAAUUUUAUGGGGCGUCGUUGGCCCCAACGAGUUCUUUGGCCCAAACGCGACCUAUCGCCCGCUGAUAUGGGCGUUUGCCGUCGGCGCCGUGCUCCCGAUUCCGCUGUGGGCGUAUGCGCGGAACAGGCGGGAUAGCAUCCUUCGCAAGGUUAACCUACCUGUGUUGUUUGGCUCGCUCGGCUGGAUCCCGCCGGCCACGGGGCUCAACUUCUCUGUCUGGGCCGUCGUCUGCUACCUCUUCAACUACCUGGUCAAGAAGCGAGCGCCCGACUGGUGGGCCAAGUACACUAUGACCAUGAGCGCCGCCCUGGACUCUGGGCUGGCCUUUGGCAUCGUCGUCGUCUUCUUUGGCUUUGUCUACCCUGGCUGGAUGAGCGGUUUCCACUGGUGGGGCACCGAAGUGUACAAGGCCGGCUGCGACUGGCAGGCUUGUGCGUACAGGAGCGUGCCCGAGGGAGGACGGUUUGGGCCGGAGGUAUGGUGACCAGGGGUGGUUGUGUGAAAGUGGUGGUUCACUUGUAUGUAUAUAUAGACUGGGCUGUUGUUUGUCACGUAUAUAUCGAGCGGCGAAUAAAAGUUACGGUAGCGGCUUGGAGGUUUUUGUCAGAAUUGUGACGGUAGAAUGGGCUGUCUACGCAAGAUAUCAUCGAUACGAAGGUACUUGACGGCCGUUCUUGGCAUUGCGACUUGCAAUUUUAGGCUCUCUAUCGUUGCAUCAACUUGGAGGCUCACUGGAGUUGCAUUCUUGAGGUCAAUACCGUAUAAACUCGCC